This is a messenger RNA of Fonsecaea monophora, 1533 nucleotides long. RefSeq lists its product as hypothetical. The transcript has a single exon. The record is from RefSeq and is a predicted model, not a curated record. NCBI's taxonomy places the organism in Eukaryota, Fungi, Ascomycota, Eurotiomycetes, Chaetothyriales, Herpotrichiellaceae. Bases 1 to 1533 code for a protein of 510 amino acids.
AUGUCACGGCACAGAAACCCACGCCUCCCGCCCAAGGAUGUCUAUCUCAGCCUGAGCCUGCUCCUGUGCCUGGGCCUCUCCCUCCUGACCGUCUUCUAUACUCCCUUCGGCAUCUCCCUGGGCCAGAUAAACCAGCUCGUGCUGAUCGGCUUCCUCGUCGCCGUCAUGGGAAUGUGUCUCGAAGGCCAGGUCCUGCGCACCGCCCUGAUGGCGUGCGGGAUGCGUCAGGCUCCCACACUGCAGGACCUGGACGCCCUGAUGCGCAAAGAUCCCUUCGCAGACAACGUCUACUGGGUACAUCGCCUGUUCUUGCUGAUUGUGUUUGGGCUGCCGCUGCUGCUCAGUGUUGGGUACAAACAAUUCAUCGGUGGGAGCAGCACCAUCCUUGUGCACGAGGGUCCUGGGUACUUCGGGUUCGCGGCGCCACCUGGCAUGCAGCGGAUCGGGGAUGGUCUCUCACUCCUCUCCCAGGUCUAUGUGCCCUUCUGGACCGAUCCGGGUCUGAAUCGGACAUAUGGCUUCAACGUCUUCGUCGCGGGCGACAACAAGACUGCCGCAAUUGUCGACUCGCCAUAUCCUUCCUACCUGACAGCAAUCCAAAGCAGGCUCAAGGACGGCGAGACGAUAACAAUGUCCACCACGGUCAACGCAACCGUGUCAGAGGUCAACGACAUUUCCGACGAGGACAGGAAGAGCGACGAGUUCUGGCUCGAUGUCGCCACUCAGUUCGGGCACGAUUUUACCGUCAAUGGCGGCAACGUGCGUGGUGCGAACAACGCGCUGUGGGCUGGCAUGAGUGACAACUUCCUGACCAAUUUCACCACCAUGUACUUCUCGGCCUGGAACACCACGAGAAAUGAAACAUUUGAGUCUGAGGCCAUCCGGACGGAGCAGUCGCGGCGCAUCGCCAAUGUAACGUGGGUGAUUUCUCCCUCCAACAUUACCCUCACCACGGCCAAGUUUGUCAAGACAGACGAAGUGGUGAAUCAGACCGUCAUUCAGAAUAACGCCAUCGGCCUCCAAGAGGCAUUCAGCAAUUUCCUCGGCGAGUAUGACUGGCACAACCGCGCGGGGGACUUUGACUAUCCAUACCCGAUCUCUUCGGACAUUGAACCAGUGUAUUUCCAACCUGUCAACACAGUCCCAGCUCUGGCAGCGGCCAUGGCGUGGGCACGCACAUCCAGCCUCAACACCAUCGUCCGGCCUCUUGGGAUUCAGAACGCAGGAAUCCGGGCUUUGACAGGCUACGACAAGGACGAGGUGAAUAUCGUCACUGUCAAGACCGUGCCGACCCUAAGACGGCAUCCUCUCCUGAUCCUCCUGCUGGCGGUGAACCCGCUCCUGUCCUUGGUUUGUCUGGCCAUCAAGGGUUUGGUACUCCACAACAGUCCCGUCGCAGACGGAUUCAGUAGCAUCACCUUACUCGCCGCCUCCAGGGAACCAGAUUUCAUCUCCGACAAGGACGUCGAUAAUCUCGCCAGUGGUCAGUUGAGGCGGCCGGUCGUCGUGAAUUUCGUGACUGAAGGUGGGUGA